UGCACCCACUAAAUUAUUAAAAAAUGAUAGUUUAGUACUAUGUAGAUAUCAUAAAGUUUUUUUAAGGUAAUAUAUAUACUACGUAGGCACAUGCAUCCAAUUAGCUUUUAGGUUAAAGUUUUCAUUUGAUAGUCUCUGCGAAACAAUUUAUUGAUUCCCCCCACCCCCCAUGCCCCCAACUGAUGUCGGAUUCGUACUCCCGUGACUAUAAAGACAUACUAUGUGUCGUGAGUGGUGGGGGUAAUAUUUUAAAAUGCUGUUCUAAAGAAACAAAAAUUCUGGGAAAAGAAUAAUGAAAGUUUGAAUUGAAUAUUUUCUCAGAGCCGUUGAGAAACAUUAUAAAUACAUCCACUGAGCAGGUAAGAAAAGUAGAAAACAAAUCAUGACAAGCUCAAACUCAUCAUCAACGAUGAGCAUCUUUCUCCGUACCGUUGUUCUUCUCUAUUCAAUUUCAAGAAUUUUGAGCACUUUUGCUUCUUCUUUUCCUGACCAAAGUGAUAUUCUUUUGGAGUUCAAGAACGAGUUCAAGAUUCAAAAGCCGUGUGAGUUUCUUGAUCCGAAGACGGAAACAUGGGCAAACAAUAGCAACUAUUGCAACUGGCGGGGUGUAACGUGCGACACCAAGUCGGGCAAGGUGAUCGGGCUAGACCUUAGCUGCAGCUGUCUUCAUGGCCGGCUCAAACCAAACAGUAGUCUUUUUAGACUGCAUCAUCUCCAAAGUCUUAACCUUGCUUUUAACACCUUCCUUAAUUCUACAAUCCCAGCUAAGUUCAACAAACUCAUGGGCUUGGAGAGGCUUAACCUCUCCGGGUCUUCAUUUUCCGGUCAGGUUCCAACAGAAAUUGUUCAACUAACCAAUUUGGUGUCUCUUGAUCUGUCUUCUUCUUUUUUUUCCGAUACACCAAAUACUUUAUCCAUAGAGGAACCAUCAUUUCUCAGUCUUCUUGCUCGAAACUUGAGGAACCUUAGAGAACUAGAUAUGAGCUAUGUGAACAUCUCUUCAGAAAUCCAAAAUGAGUUUUCAAACAUGUGGUCUCUGAGAUCGCUUUUUCUUACCAACUGCAACCUCCUAGGAAGAUUUCCAAGCAAUAUUUUUCUCAAACCCAGCUUACAGCUCAUUAAACUUGAUUCCAAUCUCAAUCUUAGAGGUCAACUUCCCGAUUUUCAAGGAAAUGAGUCUCUGCAGGAGAUAAGCAUUGACGGGACAUCUUUUUCAGGUACCAUACCCGACACAAUCGGAAACCUCAAACAUCUGCUUUCUUUGAGACUUGCUAGAUCCGAUUUCUCUGGGAGGAUUCCAUCUUCACUCGGAAACCUUUCUCAUCUCUCUUUUCUCCACCUUACUUCUAAUUAUUUCAUUGGUGAAAUCCCCUCUUCAAUUGGUAAUCUAAAACAGUUGACCGUCUUUGAUGUCUCUGGUAACGAGCUCAGCGGGAACUUUCCAUCUGCACUACUCAAUCUGCCCCAACUACGUGUCAUCGGUCUCCGUUAUAACCAAUUUUCAGGUUCUCUUCCACAUAAUAUAAGCCAACUCUCCAAAUUAGAAAAUCUUUAUGUGAAUGGAAACUCUUUUGUUGGACCCAUUCCUUCAUCCCUAUUCAACAUUUCCUCACUGAUUCUCAUCGAUUUGAGGAACAACCAAUUCACUGACCUCCUCGCGAUCGAGAAAUUCUCCUCGUUGCCUAAUUUAAAAUACUUGUCUCUCGGCGGUAAGAGUUACUCGGUCAACGUCAGACCUUUUGACUUAAACCUCUUCUCGCCUCCUCUCAAACACCUGUCAGGAUUAUCUCUCUCCGGAAUCCCUCUUUCGACAACGAACAUCACUCCUGAUUUUACAUCACACUUGACGUAUCUGUACCUGUCAGGCUGCAACAUCACCGAGUUCCCCGAGUUCAUUAGAAACAAUCCAAACCUAGUUAGACUAGACCUUUCCAACAACAAAAUGAAAGGUCAAGUACCAGACUGGUUGUGGAGCCUACCAGAGUUGUACGCUGUGGAUCUUUCUAACAACUCUCUCACUGGUUUCAACGGAUCCUUAAAAGGUAUCCAUCAUUAUGAGAAUAAGAUAUCAGCCUUGGAUCUAAGUUCAAAUGCCUUCCAAGGACCAUUGUUCUACCCAUCAAGUUCAAUCGGAUAUUUGCUUGCCUCUAAGAAUAACUUCACCGGAGAGUUGUCCUCUUCGAUAUGUGGAUUGACCUCUCCACACAUCAUAGAUCUCUCAAACAACAACUUCGCCGGCUCAAUCCCUCGGUGCUUAGAGACUCUCAUGACUUCUCUAACUGAUCUAAAUCUCCGAAACAAUCGCCUCGAAGGAACUCUUCCUCCUGACAUAUUUGUCAACGCCACGGAGUUGACGUCACUUGACCUCAGUCACAACCUAUUGGAAGGACAACUCCCUCCAUCUCUCAUCAACUGCUCUACUCUCAAAGUUCUAAACUUGGAAAGCAACAAACUCAACGAUACGUUUCCCUUCCGCUUGAGUUCUCUGCGGAAGCUUCAAGUUCUCGUCCUCCGCUCCAAUAACUUUCACGGCAAGUUACACCGCUCUGCCUCUGACGGUGCAUGGUCUGGAUUUCCUCAGUUGAAAAUCCUCGACGUAUCACACAAUGACUUCCUCGGCACGUUACCCUCUGAUUACUUCCUCAACUGGACUGGCAUAUCAUCCAAGACUGACGACAACAACAACUCUACAGAGCCAGACUACGUUGGGAGUUAUGGUGGCUACAGAUACUACGCUUCGAUUGUGCUGAUGGCUAAAGGUGUAUCGAUGGAGAUGGAACGUAUCCUCAAAAUCUACGCGGCCGUCGAUUUUUCAGGAAACCAGCUCCAUGGACACAUUCCUGAAUCUAUUGGUCUGCUAAAGGAACUGCGCAUCCUGAAUUUGUCAAGCAAUGCUUUUACGGGCCAUGUCCCAUCGUCUCUGGCCAACCUUACGGUGUUGGAAUCGUUGGACCUAUCCCAAAACAAGCUCUCCGGUGAGAUUCCUCCAGAGCUUGGAAACCUCCAUUCGCUUGGGUGGAUUAAUGUUUCGCAUAACGAGCUUGUAGGGUCCAUACCGCAAGGCACGCAGUUUCAGAGACAGAAAUGCUCAUCCUACGAGGGGAAUCCUGGACUUGUUGGUUCUUCUCUUAAGGACGUUUGUGGAAGUCGUAAUGAGCCAACAUUACAGCAGCCGGAGUCUUUACAAGAUGAAGAAGAAGAAGAAGGAUGGUUGAGUUGGAUGGCAGCAGGGAUAGGAUUUGCACCUGGUGUUGUAUUUGGAAUCACGAUCGGAUACAUAGUGGCUUCGUACCAGAAUGAGUGGUUCAUCAAUAUUUUUGGCCGGACCAGAACUUUUUAAAAGCUCAUUUUUGUUCUUUUUCUCUAAGGGGGUUAUUGGGAGAUUAAUUUUCAUGAAUUUUGGAAAUUUUGAAAUUCCUUUGUUAUUGGUUCUUGGAUUUCAUAAAUCUUAAUAGAAUCUAUUAUUAUUGGUUUAAGAAUUUUCAAAAUU
Raphanus sativus (radish) is the source of this 3490-nucleotide messenger RNA. RefSeq names its product receptor-like protein 6. Gene Ontology annotation, molecular function: protein binding. The transcript has a single exon. Bases 383 to 3340 code for a protein of 985 amino acids. Lineage: Eukaryota; Viridiplantae; Streptophyta; Magnoliopsida; Brassicales; Brassicaceae. The record is from RefSeq and is a predicted model, not a curated record.